AACGCAAUUAAUUCCGGAACAUACCAACCAGUUAAGCGAAAGGAAUGGAUAGCCUGAGUAUACCAUACAGUAUAGACCAGUAUUAUGAAGAAGGCCCAGCACGAUGGCAAGCACAAUCAGAGCAUCCCUUGUCCAUCAACGACGACGAAGUGAUCCUGCCAUGAACUCGUCUUCAUCUUCUUCUUCCAGUCCAUCGGAUGGUCUGGCUCGACGACGAAGCAUUCUGAGACACUAUGUUCGCUAUGCCUUUUUGAGCUUUAUCAUGUUGAUGUCGUCUCUGUCGUUCCUUUCGUACCAUGACAAGUACUUUUCACGUCAAACCUACGAACGACUCUCGCCCACACAGCAUCCAGUCAAAUCAGAAGUUCCUGACGUCAAGACAAAAACAAAAAAGAAGAAACUCAAGAAGAAACGAAUUCUUGGACAACCUCCGACCAUUGCAUCUCGUUGGCCCACCAGUCAUGAUUUGACCGACUUUGUGACGGGCCCUGCGGCUCCCUAUUACACUAAUCACAACAAUGGCAGUCAAUUGGUGUUUCCAACAAUGGCGCACAAUCAAAGCGUGUGCGAAUUCCGCGACAUUUCCUAUUCGUUUCAUUUUCCCCAUGCCAUGCAACAAUUGCUAAGGUGCUUCUCCUGGUGGCACGCCAAUCGCCAUCAACGACCCGUCUUGGUCUUGCCCGCCACACAUGCGCAGUAUUCCUAUACGUCUGCCUUUUUACAAGCACUCCGUGAUAUUUGGAAGGUCCAAGUCUUGUUGCUGCCAAAAGAUGACAAAGCAGAACGACCACUUCGUGCUAUUUCCGCAACGGUUCAAACCAACAAUGGCAAAACACCCUUUCAAAUGACAUCCUUGCACGAUGCGCAAGUUCUGCGAGAUGGAAUUCAACAGUAUUACCACUUGUUGGACCGCAACAACAACAACACGUUGCCCACCGCCAUCAAAACCAUUACCACAAACAACAACAACAACAACAACAACAACAACCACCAAUCCACCACCACCAUGGCACCUCCUGGAUGUCCCACUCCAAAUCAGGACAACAAAUCCAUGCCCGUCGUGGGAUUCCUCAAUCGCCAGGGAGGUCGACGCGUCACCAACUACCAAGCCAUUCUCCAGGCACUCAAUCUUACUACUGUAUACUAUUUGGACUCGUUUGACCACACGACCUUUCUCCAACAAGCCGCGUUUAUGAGUCACGUCGAUAUUCUCAUUGGACCACACGGGGCCCAAUUGACCAGUGCCUUUCUACAACCCACAUGUGGCGGCGUGCUGGAAUUGUUUCCCAAAGGCUUGUUUUGGACCUCCUUUUUUGGAACCCUCGCCACCACCACGGGACAUCAUCACGCCGCCCUCUACACUGGAACACUUGCAAAGCAACAGAAUGAAACCAAAUAUUAUCAAUCCACAUUGGAAUUGCGAGUCCAAUCGCGCAAUUUUCCCAUUCAUGCCAAUCCACCGGCAGUCGUGCAACAGGUAGAGCAAUUGAUCCAACAAUGGCGGGCGUGUUGUGACAGUAUGUAUGUGGAUGUGGAGGAAGAGGAGGUGGAGGAGGAAUGAGCAAAUAGAAAGAAUCGUGAGGAAGAAAGAGUCGUGAGGAUCGAACGAGCUUUGGCAGAUGAUGAUGGACUCACGCGAGGAUUUGUACCUCCAGAGGUGUUGCGGAACAAACCAGAAACGGAGGUGCGCAAGAUGCAUGUGACGACAGCUCGCACAAGGGCAAACUUACUUCUUCUCCCACAAUCACAAAGCAAAAGUUUUUUCGACUUGCAUGUAUGUAUGUACACACCAACAACACACAUCUUUAGAUAGAUUUUCAUUUCCUUUCAUUUUUACUUUACUUUACUAUAAAAAGUUUAGGGUAAAUAGGAUUUGUACGGAAUACAAUUAUUCGAAUGCAUGAUGG
Molecule: messenger RNA, 1907 nt
Organism: Seminavis robusta
Lineage: Eukaryota; Bacillariophyta; Bacillariophyceae; Naviculales; Naviculaceae
Source: the annotation of a GenBank genome assembly